AUGUUUUUCGUCCCAUUUACGACGAGUCUCAAUUUCCUCUUCUUUUGGAUGACAUGGACGACUCUUGUCCUGUCUCACCCCCCUCUUAAGGUCGAGCUUUUUGGCACCUUGGCUGUCCGAAUCAUCUUUUAUCUUGUGCCAUCGCUCUUCUUCUUUCUGUUUGAUGCUCUGCUCCCCAGCGCGUCUAUGAGUAUCAAAGCGCAAGGGAAUAUAGGACUGCCCUCCGGACAUAAGCGAAAAAGACUUGGUCGAGUAGAGGUAAAGAUAGUCGCAUGGUCGCUCGUCAAUAUCCUGCUCGGUCUGGCUGCGCAGGGGGCAAUUGAGCACACUUUGACAAAAACGUUUCGGUUCCGAAGUGCGAUCAAGGUUGCAGUUAGUUUACCUUAUCCCUGGGCCAUCACCAUUGAUGUGGUGAGGGGGUUUAUAGUGAGAGAAAUUCUCAACUAUAGCCUCCAUCGUUUCAUCCUCCACAACCAAAGGCUUCCUCUCGAACGACUACAUAACUCUUGGUACCAUGGCUUGAGAGCUCCCUGGCCAUUGACGGCACACUACGACCACCCGAUUUGCUACCUUGUCUGGAAGUUUCUGCCUCUGUACAUUCCCGCUGCGAUUUUCCGCUUUCACAUGACAACAUACAUGAUAUUCCUUACCCUCGUCUCGCUCGAGGAAACAUUUACGCAUUCCGGUUACGUGUCUCUGCCAAUGGACAUUUUCCUCGGGGGCAUGGCGCGCCGUACAGAAUUACAUGUGAUAAGCGGCGGGGAUGGGAAUUACGGCGCAUGGGGUGUGCUCGAUUGGUUAGGCGGUUCUACAGUCGGUGGGAGCGAAACGAUCGAAGACGACAUACAAGAGGGGAUUGCCGAGUAUGAUAUUGACGACAAGAUUCGCAAGGCUGUGGAAGAUGCGAGAACUCAUAUAAAGGAGUCGGUCGCCAAGGAAGGGAACAGAGGAAAGACGAGAAGGAGGGCUUAA
Messenger RNA from Talaromyces rugulosus, 972 nucleotides. RefSeq lists its product as uncharacterized. Gene Ontology annotation, biological process: ergosterol biosynthetic process. The record is from RefSeq and is a predicted model, not a curated record. NCBI's taxonomy places the organism in Eukaryota, Fungi, Ascomycota, Eurotiomycetes, Eurotiales, Trichocomaceae. The transcript is spliced from 2 exons. Bases 1 to 972 code for a protein of 323 amino acids. Gene Ontology annotation, molecular function: C-4 methylsterol oxidase activity; iron ion binding.